UGUGCCCUAGAGCUAAUAGAAUGUCAUGAGUUUGGGAAUAUACUGUAAGAUUCUCUUUAUCAAGUUAGCUGUGACAUUAUAAAUAAAUGACAUGCACGUGUUAUUAUUUACACGCGCAUGAUGAGUAUUGAUGGUUCCCGGUGUGUUUCUUUAUUAACUCGGAGACACAGAUGAAUUAAACUAACAGUGAAAUGGGAACUAUAUUGUUAUAUUACUGAUGUCAGGUUAAACAGGUUAAACAAUGCUGGGAGUGAGGGUUAGCGCCCUCCGUGGGUGUGUGAGACACUGCUGCUGCUCAUCACCUGCAGCACAGAGUGUCCAGUGUAAAAGGAAUUACAGUUUCUUUAAAGAUGAUGUUAAGUCGCCUCGAGCCGUGGUUAACCCAGACAUCUCAAAAAUCCGUAACAUUGGCAUCAUGGCCCACAUAGACGCAGGGAAGACCACCACCACUGAGAGGAUGCUCUAUUAUUCUGGGUACACGCGUGCACUUGGAGAUGUAGAUGAUGGAGACACUGUGACUGAUUAUAUGGCUCAGGAGAGAGAACGUGGAAUUACGAUUCAAUCAGCUGCAGUUACCUUCGACUGGAAGGAUUACAGGAUUAAUCUUAUUGACACUCCAGGCCAUGUGGAUUUUACUCUGGAAGUUGAGAGAGCUCUGCGUGUUCUGGAUGGAGCUGUGGCUGUGUUUGAUGCCUCAGCUGGCGUGGAGGCACAAACCAUGACAGUGUGGCGACAGGCAGAGAAACACAAUAUACCUUGUAUCUGCUUCCUAAACAAGAUGGAUAAACCUGCAGCCAGCAUCAGCUACUCUGUAGAGAGCAUUAAGACAAAACUGAAGGCCAAUCCUAUACUUCUUCAACUCCCUGUCGGCUCUGGAAAGGGAUUUGUGGGAUUGGUGGACUUGAUCACCAAGCAGCGAAUGACAUGGCAGGGAAAGUCAUGGGCAGAGGAUGGGCGGGCUUUUGAGACAAGAGCCCUCCUGCCUACUGACGACCCAGAAUUCCUUGAUGAACUCAAGCAAGCCAGAGCCACCCUCAUAGAACAGGUUGCAGAUUUAGAUGACGAAUUUGCCGAGCUGGUUCUUGGAGAACAUGGUGACAACUUUGACUCAGUGCCUGCUGGGAAAUUGCAGGAGGCAGUAAGGAGAGUGACGCUGUCUCGGAAAGGAGUGCCUGUACUGUGCGGGAGUUCACUAAAGAAUAAAGGAGUUCAGCCUCUGCUAGAUGCCAUCACAGCAUACCUCCCUGCACCUGAUGAAAGGAACCACGACCUGGUACGCUGGUAUAAGGACGACUUGUGUGCUCUGGCGUUUAAGGUGGUCCACGACAAACAGAGAGGCCCUCUUGUUUUCCUGAGGAUCUACUCUGGCUCUAUGAAACCACAGUCAGCAGUGUACAACAUCAACCGAAACGGAACAGAGAGAAUGAGUCGACUCCUGCUGCCAUUUGCAGAUCAGCAUGUUGAAAUCCCCUCACUGUCUGCAGGAAACAUCGCACUCACUGUUGGCCUCAAACAGACAGUGACCGGUGACACCAUUGUCUCAUCUAAAGCCUCAGCAGCAGCCGCAGCACGCCGCGCACACAAGGCGGAGGAGAAAAACGCAUCUACCCGAGAGACGAACAGUCUGGUUCUGGCUGGGGUUGAGGUGCCAGAGCCCGUCUUCUUCUGUUCUAUAGAGCCUCCCUCCAUGGCUAAACAAGCAGAUCUAGAGCACGCGUUGAACUGCCUCCAAAGGGAAGACCCCAGUCUGAAAGUCAGGACAGAGCCAGACUCUGGACAGACAGUUUUGUGUGGUAUGGGCGAGCUCCACAUCGAGAUUCUGCAUGAUCGAAUCAGAAGAGAGUACAACCUUGAAACACAUUUGGGACCGCUGCAGGUUGCCUACAGAGAGACCAUCAACCAGUCAGUGACUGCAACUGACACUCUGGAUCGCACACUGGGUGAAAAGAAGCAUGUUGUGACUGUGGAGCUGACGGUGACUCCCUGGGAAGUGUCUGCUCCAGGAAAGACUUCUUGUGAUAUGACUUAUGAAGAGGAAGUUGAAGCCCUGAUUUCAGCUAACCUUAAAGAGGCAGUAGAGAGUGGCGUUCAAAGUGCCUAUCUCCAAGGUCCUGUGCUAGGUUACCCUGUGCAGGGCGUCCUUACUGUGAUCCGCAGUGUGUGUGUGGAACCCGGCACUUCUCUGGCCAUGGUAUCAGCCUGUGUGUCUCGCUGCAUGCUUAAGGGGCUGAAACAGGCAGGAGGACAAGUCUUAGAGCCUGUGAUGUCAUUGGAGGUAACAGUGGAUGAGGAGUAUCUGAGCUCUGUGCUGGGUGACCUCGCUCAACGCAGAGGAACAGUCCAAGACAUCCAAAGUCGCCAUGACAGCAAAGUGCUUUUGGCAACUGUACCCCUUGCAGAGAUGAUGGGCUAUUCCACUGCACUGCGCACUUUGACCUCAGGAAAUGCUACUUUUUCACUCGAGCUGGCCAGCUACGACCCCAUGAACCCUCAGGACCAGAAUGCAUUGCUCAAUAAAAUGGCCGGCCUGGCAUAAGCUUGCUUCAUGGACUAAUUCAAGUUUUUAUUUAUUCUUUUUAUAAACAGAUGCUUGUUACAAUUGUUUCCCUGUCAUACAAGCAUGUCUUUGCCCUACUCAAAUAUAAAACAUAAAAAGUGCACAUUAAAGUAUUUCAAAUGCUUAAAGUCCUCUUCACAGAAAUUACUAAUCAAUAGGAUAACUAUUCAGUGUCAGUUAUUUCAGUGUUAAAAAGAAAACCAAUGUUACACAAUUAACCCAAAUUUA
Clarias gariepinus (North African catfish) is the source of this 2785-nucleotide messenger RNA. It is a transcript of the gene gfm2, whose product is annotated as GTP dependent ribosome recycling factor mitochondrial 2. The transcript has 20 exons. The record is from RefSeq and is a predicted model, not a curated record. Gene Ontology annotation, cellular component: mitochondrion. Gene Ontology annotation, biological process: ribosome disassembly; mitochondrial translation. Lineage: Eukaryota; Metazoa; Chordata; Actinopteri; Siluriformes; Clariidae. Gene Ontology annotation, molecular function: GTP binding; translation elongation factor activity; GTPase activity. Bases 242 to 2536 code for a protein of 764 amino acids.